AUGUCAGACCUUCGUAUGGAAUUGCUUUGGGUCUCUGUUGUUAUCCGCCAAACUCUCUCGCUUAAGCUUACAGGAGUUCUAGAUGAUUGUUUAUGCGACAUAGAAAGCAUUGAUGACUUCAAUACUUUCAAGAUCUUCCCCAAAAUACAGAAACUGCAAGAACGUGAUUACUUCAGAUAUUACAAGGUCAACCUGAAAAGACCAUGCCCAUUUUGGGCUGAUGAUGGCCAUUGUUCUAUCAAAGAUUGUCAUGUAGAGCCUUGUCCUGAGAGCAAAAUACCUGUUGGAAUUAAAGCUGGGAGCUCUAAUAAAUAUUCAAAAGUGGCAAAUAAUUCCAAAGAAUUGGAAGACUGUGAGCAAGCUAACAAACUGGGAGCAGUUAACAGUACCCUAAGUAACCAAAGUAAGGAGGCUUUCAUUGACUGGGCAAGAUACGAUGAUUCACAGGAUCAUUUUUGUGAACUUGAUGAUGAGAGAUCUCCAGAAAUGCUGAACCCAGAACGUUACACGGGAUACAAGGGGCCGUCUGCUUGGAGAGUGUGGAAUAGCAUCUAUGAAGAAAACUGCUUCAAGCCUCGAUCUGUCUAUCGUCCUCUAAAUCCACUGGCACCUAGUAGGGGAGGAGAUGAUGGAGAAUCUUUCUACACAUGGCUAGAAGGUCUUUGCCUGGAGAAAAGAGUGUUUUAUAAACUCAUUUCUGGACUUCAUGCUAGUAUCAACUUGCAUCUGUGUGCAAAUUAUCUUCUCGAAGAAACCUGGGGGAAGCCCCGCUGGGGACCAAACGUGAAAGAGUUCACUCGCCGCUUUGACCCUGUUGAAACAAAAGGAGAAGGACCAAGGAGGCUCAAAAACUUGUAUUUCUUAUAUUUGAUAGAGCUGCGUGCUUUGUCAAAGGUUGCACCCUACUUUGAACGUUCAGUGGUUGACCUUUACACUGGAAAUGGCCAUGAGGAUGCUGAAUCUAAAGCCCUCUUACUAGAUAUCUUCAGGGAUACAAAGUCCUUCCAUAUGCACUUUGAUGAAAAGUCCAUGUUUGCUGGAGAUAAAAAAGGAGCCAAGUCAUUAAAGGAAGAGUUCAGAUUGCAUUUCAAGAACAUAUCCCGCAUAAUGGAUUGUGUUGGAUGUGAUAAAUGCAGGCUCUGGGGCAAACUGCAGACUCAAGGCUUAGGAACUGCUCUGAAGAUCUUGUUUUCUGAGAAAGAAAUUCAGAGCCUUCCUGAGAAUAGCCCAUCAAAAGGUUUUCAACUCACACGUCAAGAAAUAGUUGCUCUUGUAAAUGCUUUUGGAAGGCUUUCCACAAGUAUAAGGGAGUUGCAGAAUUUUAAAGUUCUGUUGCAGCGAACUAGGUAAUGAAGGCCUUUGCACAACCCAGGAGGGAAGACCAUUCACAGAACUGUGCUGAGCAGAAGGAACUGAUCCUUACAGGACUCACACGAACUGAUAAAAUGUAAAAUCAAAUACCAACUUGGAUAUUUAUGUUUCAACUAGGAAUGGUUAUUAAUUAGAAAAGAUAUUUAUGAAUGAAAUAUAUAGUUUUUAAAUGUGUAAAUUAUGCUGAUCUGUUUAUUUUUCAAGUUCUCUGCUCACAAUUCUGUUGUAAUGAAACUUCAUGUGUUUUCUUUAUUUCCUUGUCUUUUUGAGACAGUUGUUUUAUAUGAAAACAUGUGUUCCU
This is a messenger RNA of Chaetura pelagica (chimney swift), 1672 nucleotides long. It is a transcript of the gene ERO1B, whose product is annotated as ERO1-like beta (S. cerevisiae). Lineage: Eukaryota; Metazoa; Chordata; Aves; Apodiformes; Apodidae. Gene Ontology annotation, cellular component: endoplasmic reticulum; endoplasmic reticulum membrane. Gene Ontology annotation, molecular function: FAD binding; thiol oxidase activity; protein-disulfide reductase activity. Gene Ontology annotation, biological process: protein folding in endoplasmic reticulum. The record is from RefSeq and is a predicted model, not a curated record.